Messenger RNA from Hibiscus syriacus, 448 nucleotides. RefSeq names its product succinate dehydrogenase subunit 7A, mitochondrial-like. The transcript is spliced from 5 exons. The record is from RefSeq and is a predicted model, not a curated record. Bases 45 to 356 code for a protein of 103 amino acids. NCBI's taxonomy places the organism in Eukaryota, Viridiplantae, Streptophyta, Magnoliopsida, Malvales, Malvaceae.
CAUUAUUAUUAUUUGAUCUGAAAAAUCUCUGAAAUAUCAAAGAGAUGGCCUUUCUCCUUCGACAAAGCAGUCUUGCGAUCCACCUCCGAUCUUCUUCUCAGAGGACAGAAGGUUGUAUGUCUGUGCCAAGUCGAGCAUUUCAUGUGGAGCUUGGGGAUCGUGAGAAAGCUCUCUUGGCAGAGGACCCUUUGUUAAGACGAUUUAAAUCUUAUAAGAAGAGUGUGUGGCGACUGAAGAGGAUCGGCGAUGUUCUGACAAUUGUUGUUGUAGCAGGUUGUUGCUAUGAAAUUUAUGUGAAGGCAGUACUGAGAGAAGAAGCUCGGGACACGGCAAAGGCUGCUGGUAGAAAUAAAUGAGACUGUGCGUGCUUUUGCUUCUGUGUCGAAUACCAAAGGUGUCUCUAUUAGCAUAAUUUUGGCUAAUGAUAAAUUAGUAAAAUGGGUAUGUA